UAAAAAUACGUCGAUUGGAUUUCGUAGAUUGGUUUGUGAUUAUUUAUGAGGUUAUUGUGGUUUGCAUAAAAGAAAAAUAUGCAAUACGAUCGGCAAAAAGUUGCAGAGUAACGUGAAAGUGUCACCUGGCCAUGAUCGUUCGUGCCUACAGUUAAUUCAGCUCGUGCAAUCGGAUGCCUUUUUCGGCGAAUUUGUCUGGAUAUUCGAAGGAGGAAUAGAAAAUCGGAAUUACACCGGCUGGCUUAAGAUACUCGUACUCGCUUUCGUAAAGCCUUUACGAAUAUGGGUAUCGUCGUGGGAAAGUUUUGGAAAAAGAAAAGCACGUAUGAAAUAUUAGAAAAGCUAGAAAACGAUAUUACUUCCAUAGAAGAAUUUGGUAGACGCACUGAACAAUUUAGAAAAAAGGUUAUAACUCGAUUCGUUCUACUCGCUAUAACCUUUUACAUAGCCCUAGCAUGUCUCCUGUACUUUUACUACCAGAAAAUAGACUCGCACCAAAAAUUGGUUUAUUUUGUACCGUUUGUAGCCUUUCCGUUCAUAAUAUGGAUAUUAAAGAAAUUCCUCACUUGGUAUUACGCCAAGAAAUUGCAACGGAACGAAAAGAAACUGGUCAAACUCAAAGAGGAGAAGAAGAAGAUUAUAGACAACGUUAUGGAAACGGAGACUUACAAGGUCGCCAAGAAGAUUAUAGACAAAUUCGGAAACGAUAAAAUCCAACCGGAUACAACCGUUUCAACGAAGGUAAUCGCCAGGCAAAAUACGCCCGGUACAGCUCUCCGGCAACGUUUAUCGUUCAACACGCCGCUCGCAAAGAGGAAUCCGUCGGACCAAAUCGACAGGACUUUUACUAUGCAGCAACAACUCCAAGCCAGGCCUUUCUCGUUACCAUCGAGGAGGAAUCCAUCUACGCCGCUCUUGCCGCAAAGUAGCAGCACCCCGAUGAGUUUAUCGACAACCAGAAACGUGUUGCCUGGUAAUCGAUCGAUUUUGGACAAAAUGGUGGAUUAUUUGGUGGGAGACGGUCCGUCGAACCGGUACGCUUUGAUAUGCGCGAAGUGCUCCUUUCACAACGGGAUGGCUAUGAAGGAAGAGUUCGAGUACGUUUCGUUCGCGUGCUGCUAUUGCGGGCAAUUCAAUCCCGCCAGGAAGAAGAAACCGAUCGGGCCCAAGUUCGAGCACCGGCCGGUCGCCGAAACCGCCACGAGGGAUAGUAGUUCGGAUACGGGUGAUUCCUCGGAGACUGAAGAUGUAACGAAACGAUUGUCCGCGACGGAGACGAGGGAAUCUCCUAGGAGGAAUUCCGAUGGCGAGAGGACUUCGGAUUUCGAUAAGUUGUCCGAUUUCGAAGGGAAAGAGAGCGGGGCAAUCGGAGAGUCGACUGUUCGUCCGGAAACUACGAAAGAUCUGGAUAAAGGUGGGAAUGUGGUAGAAGGUAGUAACGAGUCGUGAGUCAUUUACAACAAGACUGAUAUUUUGUUUAAUAAUAAGGAAUGUUUCGUGAAAAAUGUGUUCGAAUUUUGAAUGGGUUUUUUACUGUGUACUCCCUCUCGUCAAUUAAUUUGAUUUCGUGUUGUUUCUUUUCUAAAUUUAACGUGUAUUUGUAGUAAUAACUAAUUCUUUUGUAGUUCAAAUGAACAUUAGAAUAAUUUUUAUUUCGUCGUUUCGUUUUUAAUCUUUUCGGAUGAAAACCAUUGCGAUUUGACAGGUGUACGAAAAAUUGUGAUAAUAAUAAUAAUUAUUUAUUGUUGCAUUGGUAAAUUUAAAUUUAAACAAAAAAAAGAAGAAAUAUAUUUUGUACGCUGUAUUUAACGGAUUUUUCAUUUUUUAUUUAAUUAUAAUUUCUUCGCUUGUUGGUUCAUUUAACGUUCAUUCUCGUUUGAUUUUGUUAAUAAAUUGCUGUUAAUUUGUUUUUU
Messenger RNA from Phyllotreta striolata, 1913 nucleotides. NCBI's taxonomy places the organism in Eukaryota, Metazoa, Arthropoda, Insecta, Coleoptera, Chrysomelidae. The record is from the annotation of a GenBank genome assembly.